Molecule: messenger RNA, 2120 nt
Organism: Triplophysa rosa
Lineage: Eukaryota; Metazoa; Chordata; Actinopteri; Cypriniformes; Nemacheilidae
Exons: 8
Coding region: 454-1428 (324 amino acids)
Cellular component (GO): cytoplasm
Source: RefSeq, a predicted model, not a curated record
UCCUCUGUCUUUGUCAAACAGGAUGCUGCUACUUUAUUUACUGUGCCAGCAGCUGAGGUCUGCUUCCUGAGUUUUCGUCCAACCUAAGGUAGUUACACGAGCAGAAAGGAAGCGUGUGUUUGUGUGAAGGCGAGCGAGGGACAGCGUGUAAUGCAAAUUUGUUAGAAAUAGGAAAAGAAAAGAGAGAGAGUGUGGAAUGUUGUGAUGUCACCAGCUAAGUCAUACACGAAGCCAAGAAGGACACACAAGCACUCACUUUCCCUCUAAGUGUGCUGUGGAACGUCCGAACCCAGCUCGUGUCCUGCGCAUGGCUGCUGAUCGGUGAGGAGAGCUUGUAUGUGGUAAAGGAACAUCGCAGCAGUGGAUUCGAGGACCAGGCUGUGCUUCGUCAUCAUUUCCAUCAUCCUCAUUUUCAAGGCUCAGAAUAUAUAAAGGAGUACCACAUCCACGGCCAUGCUACAGCAGAUCUUGAAGGACAUGUACAUCGACCCCGAUGUGCUGGACGCACUGAACGAUGAGCAGAAGAAGACGCUCUUCCUGAAGAUGCGCGAGGAGCAGGUGCGACGCUGGAAGGAGCGUGAGGAAAGGGAACCGCUCAAACCCAAACCAAAAACAGCGCGUGGCAAAAGCGUGAGCUGGCUGCUGGGUCGAGAUGGAGACGUGCAUUUCGCUGUCAUCGGGGAGGUGGAUGAGCUUAAGUCCCCAAAGAUCAUCUACUCGGGGUUCGCCGAGAUAAAAACAACCAGCGUCCUUCACAAUUCACACAACCACCCCAAAGCUGUAAAAAGCAACUUGGCGAACCGACCGUCAGCAGAACCUGUACGAUCAGGCCGGGAAAACCUUCCUCCCAAAGACCAUUCAGGAGUUGAGCUAAACUUUAAGGAGAACAUUGACAAAGAGUUAAGGACUCUGGCGCCCCCACAGGUGCCAGUAGAUGAAGAGAUGCCACCUUCACCUGUAGAAUAUGUAUCCCAUCAGCCGCAGGAGAGCAGAGAUAAUGCUGAGUCAGGACAGUCGGAAAAUGACACUGCAAUCUUGUCCUCGAUUUGCUAUCGGCCCCACUUGAGAUCUUGUCCCCUGACACCCUCGGCCCCCAGUAGCCUUGCCCAUACUGACACAGAGGCCAGGACGACCAAUCAGCUGCCUGAUACAUCUAGACUCCGUCCUCAAGACACCCCCAAACCACAGAUCAACAGAGGAAAAGAUUUCAAAGUGGUCGCCGCCUCUAAACGGAAGUUUUCUAUGGACGUGGGGUCCAAGAUAAAAGAGGAAAGUUGUUUGGGGCGGGGCCGUGUGGCUCAACUCAUGAAAACUUUUAGUGUGUCUGAGGAGUCAGCGCCCUCUCAAGCCACGCCCCGUGCCAACAAACCUCCGAUUCCGGAAAAGCCUAGUCACUUGAGGCCACGCCCCUUACCCGCCCUCAGGUAAAUGACUGGUCAAGUGAAUGACCCCGCCCCUUUAGGACGCUGAAGGACACCCAUCAAGAGGUCGUCUUAGCCUCUCUCAGGAACUAUUAUGCAUUAGUUACCAAAGUAAUGCAGCAGGGUAAAACAUUUUUUGCAAUUGUAUUUGUUUUGUAUUUUUGUAUUGUUUAUGCAGUGUAAGUAAGUUGUACAAUUUUCAGCAGGAAUGAAACAUCAGUCAUAUUGCCACAUCAAUCUUUGGGCAAUAGUGUUGUCCUGACUGUAUCACAGCACUGAAAUCAUAUUUUCGAUUGUGUGUCUGUUUUUAAGGGUCGCAUGAAAUCUUGAUAAUCAGUAUGAGAUUGAGUUACUCAAAACUAGAAAUGCUCCACACUUGACCAGACGUUUACUAUAAGAUCUCAUCCAGUACAGUGUUAACCUGGCUCAGUUUGUCAUUUUGCUCUUAUAAUAACAUUUUCAUCUUUUGUAAUCCAGUCAUUGGUCAUGUGGCAGCAGUCACCUUUCAUACGUUCUUCAUGUAUAUUGUUUCUCACUGUCCCAUUUGCUUGCACUUAAUUCUGUAUUUUGUUAACUUGUUUUCUGGAAGAGUUUAUAUAAUUACGCUUGAAAGUCUCAUCCACACGUUCAGGACAAGAGUGCAAUAUCGCCUCUGUAAUAAAAUGAUCAAAUCCCUUCAGGCUCUGGUAACAAUUUUCU